AUGGCACUGGCACAAGUUCCCAGGGAGGAGAGGCCUGUCCCGGCCCCGACGCUGCCUGCUGGUGUCCCCGAGGUGCCGCGGGGGAAGGUGGUGGAUUCAGGUCUGGAGGAGGCCAUCAGCCUCCUGGGCUCGGCCCUGGAUGACUAUCGGGGGCAGUUCCCAGAGCUGCAGCCCCUCGAACGGGAGCUCAAACACCUGGAGGAGAUACUGCUGCAGAAGCAGGGCAUCUUCCUCAGCCGGGCCUCCAGCAUCAGCCUGACUGUGGAGCAUGCACUGGAGAGCUUCAGCUUCCUCAACACCUCCGACAUGGAAGACUCGGAGGGCUCCGAGGAGGACCCUCUCCAAGAUGAGAGGAGGGCUGGCAGGCCCCGGCGCAGCAGCAGGGCCCCCAGCGCCAGUGAGACGGGAGCAGACGACACCGGCAUGUGCAGCGGCUCUGAGGCCAGCACUGACCCCAUGAGCACUGGGAACGAGUUCCUGGAUAAGGCCCUGGUGCUUCACCUCAACAACUGCAACCGCUUGCUGCUGAAGCUGGGCACCUUCGGUCCCCUGCGGUGCCAGGAGAUGUAUGCCCUGGACAGGCUGCUGCGGGAGGCACAGGUGCUGGAGAUCGUGUGCCAGCUGAUGGAGGAGCGAGCGGGAGCAGCUGGCUCUGCUGCCGAAGUGGUGCAGUUCUCGACACGGAAGGAGGGCGUGCUGCCCCUUUGGGAUCACUGUGUGGAAGUGCCCAACGUCUACACCUGCCCCGUGGAGCGGUUCCUGCAGGCACUUAGCACCCAGUACGCAGCACCCAUCAGCGAGCGGCACCCCGGCCUGGCUGAUGUUGUGUGUGUGAAGCUGGUGGAGGAUGUGCUGAAUCGGCGCCUGCCUCGGCGGCCCGGCAGCGCUCAGGCCGAGCAGGUCACCAUCUUCCAGUACUGGAGCCACUUCGAGUCGCUUGGUGCCCUGGCACUCGACACCUACAUGAUGGAGCUGGCAGAGGAAGCGCUGCUGGCGCAGAACCUCAACUCGGACGACCAGGACGUGGUGCUGCGUGCCCUGAAGCGCGUGCCCGAGGGCCGUCUGAAGAAGGAGGGUCUGAAGGCGCUCAGUCUGCUCCUCGUGGAGGGCAACAGCAAGGUGGUGAGCGCCGUGUCGGCCCAGCUCCGUAGCCUGGCAGAGAACCCCCGCUUCCGCCAACGGGCCCUCGUGUGCUACCUGGAGCAGCUGGAGGACGAGGAGGUGCAGACGCGCGUGGCCGGGUGUGCGGCGCUGGGCUGCCUGAAGGCCAAGGAGAGCAUCGAGCAGCUGGUUUACCUGUGCCAAACUGACAAGGAGCCUGUGCGGGAGGCAGCCAAGCAGAGCCUGAUGCUGUGUGGGGAGGAUGGUAAAUCAGCUCACCGGCGGCUGGAGGAG
Molecule: messenger RNA, 1395 nt
Organism: Eurypyga helias (sunbittern)
Lineage: Eukaryota; Metazoa; Chordata; Aves; Eurypygiformes; Eurypygidae
Product: protein FAM65A-like
Exons: 10
Source: RefSeq, a predicted model, not a curated record